Fulvia fulva is the source of this 1770-nucleotide messenger RNA. RefSeq lists its product as uncharacterized. Lineage: Eukaryota; Fungi; Ascomycota; Dothideomycetes; Mycosphaerellales; Mycosphaerellaceae. The transcript is spliced from 2 exons. Bases 1 to 1770 code for a protein of 589 amino acids. The record is from RefSeq and is a predicted model, not a curated record.
AUGAAGGACCUACGAGCUGCAAGCUCGCCCUUUCCGCCUGCCACAUGGAAGAUCAUGCAGGGCGAAUUUGUGGGGCUGUGCCACUUGUGCUACCGGUUACACCUCGACGACAUGCAACAACAGCAGCAACAUCGACCACCAAAAUGGAACUUUGUUCGGAUUGACAGACUACCUCCUAUGAGUUCCGACGACCCAGGACAUCGCGCAAAACGGCAGCGGCUAUCUUCGGAGCCGAGUAGCCAAGAAGAAAAUACUGUAUCAGCUCCGAUUGAGGCUGAAGUGCAGUGUAGGCAGGAGUCAGUUGGCAUUGAAGAUGACGGUGAGGGUUAUGGAGACUUGGAAUUUGAGUCCAGUGAAGAUGGAGACGAAAAUGAGGACGAGGAUGGCGAGGACCGCGUCCCCCGUUUCAGGCGUGGUCACCCCUCAGAACUCAUCGAUUCUGGAUCACCUUGGAACACUCGGCUCUGUGAUCAUUGUCAAAGAUGGAACGCCUGGAGGCGUGACCCCGAGCACGACGUCUUCUCCACGAAGCUGAUUCUCCGAAAACUCUUGGCUUCGCUGGCAUUGGAACCACGCCACGUCAGGAUACCCGAACGACGAGUGUGGCGGCCAGGACAUGGAAGAAUAAUUGAUGAUAGCCGCGAAGAGGUAGACCAGAGCAAGUGGAACAAGCGCGCGUGGACCUUUCAAGAGCGAGUACUGUCCAAGAAACUCAUCUACGUCUGCGACCAUCGAGUCUUCUUUCAGUGCGGCCAAGGAUGGCACGAGGAGGACUUCGGACCUAUAGACGUUCCCGACUACGCUAACCCGACAAGAAUAAUACGCACAUACCUGCACUGGGAGCUCGCACUACGUGACUAUAUCGGACGGCAAUUUACAUAUGACGCUGACAUACUUCGUGCUUUCCAGGGCCUUUCCAGUAGAGCCGCGCGGGAGCUGAAAACCACGACUUUGUAUGGUCCCCCUGAGAGGUUCUUCCUCCUGGCACUUCUGUGGGAUUGCACCGCGAUGAUUCGCCGUCGGGUCGAGUCACAGCUUGCACCCUCAUGGAGCUGGGCAGCCUGGGAAUGGCCGACGUACGGCUCGUACUCGAGUCACUAUAUCCCCGACGAUUACAUUAUCCCUGCCUACGUCCGUCGAACUUCGCUAACAUUAUACGUGAAUCGUAGCGGAAUUGGUCUUUCGCAGCUAGUUAUGGACCACGAAAUGGAACUGAUGGACCGUGCAGGCCACCGUGGUCGUUGUGUGUCUUGGAAUCCAUCUCGUAAUUGCGAUACAUUCGAGGCGCACUAUACGCGAAUCGCCGAAAGCAUCGACGGGGCUCUGAUAUUCCGGACAGAGGUUGCAGAAGUGACUCUGAACAUAUUCGAGCGAAUAGUCGGAAAUCAGCCACUGCUGAUCACUUUACGAUCAAACCAAGGCACAUCAAUCGGUAUGCUAUCAGAGUUCACCACGGUCGACACAAGAUGCGCCCAAUACACCGUGGUCAUUCUCGGAGAAGGCGAGCUGAACGAUGCCGUGGCGAUUCAGACAGCUCAACGUAAGAAAGAGCGCCUCAGAACGGAGUCAACUACCUGGUUCGAUGACUACAUUGAUCUGUUCUUCGUAGGACCGGAAGCAGCGUGUCCGAGCAACGAGGUCUACUUUAUCAUGCUCGUCCAGCCACAUCCUCUACACGAGGAUGUGUACGAGCGUGUGGCUGGAGGGAUAGUUUUCAAGGACCUUUGGAAAGUCUGUGAGCCGGAAAUGAGGACUGUCAUAAUCGCGUGA